GCGGAGCCGCUUUGACAGGACAGGUCGGAAAGGGAUAACGGGAGUGAAAGCUCUCCGAAGCUGGGGUGCUGAGUGCCCAGCCGCGGGGGUCUGUCUGCAUUCCUUCCGCUUGUGUGCCCAGCCUCGCGCGCCCCGCUCUUGGGCAGCCCGGUGAGACAGCUGCCGACGGCCAGGGGCUCCCGGAGACAACCGCCGCCCCUGCUAGCCCCUUCACCUGCGGGUGCAGCUCCUCCAACGAGCCCCGUCCUGCCGCCAUGAGUGAGCUCAGUACCAACGAGUCUCCAAAAGCCAACCAGGCAUCCAGUCCAGAAGAAAAGGAGAAAACAGAUGCCAAGAAGGGUGAGGAAGAAGAAAUUGACAUUGACCUGACUGCGCCCGAGACAGAGAAAGCCGCACUUGCUAUUCAGGGCAAGUUCCGCCGGUUCCAGAAAAGGAAAAAAGAUCCCAGCUCCUGAGCCACCAGCCUGAGCCUUUGUCCUAGCUCCCCUUUCCCCUUGUACCGUUUUCCAUAGGCCCUGAUUCUUCUGUAUUCUUCUGUUCCUAUUUUCUCCACCCUGUCCCUGGGGCAGUAUCAACCCUCAGAAUUGCCCCUGCCUCAGCCAUCA
Molecule: messenger RNA, 605 nt
Organism: Phascolarctos cinereus (koala)
Lineage: Eukaryota; Metazoa; Chordata; Mammalia; Diprotodontia; Phascolarctidae
Gene: PCP4L1
Product: Purkinje cell protein 4 like 1
Source: RefSeq, a predicted model, not a curated record